CACCCCAGAACUUAUUGAUACCUGAGGACGAAGCAAUACAAGACGAACAACGACCUAAACCAAUGGUAGAGCAAGGAAUACCACCGGCCAAUCCAGCUAACCCACCAGUCCAAGAUCAAAUGGAAGCUAGGGGUCGACUGUAUUUGACUUUUGAAAAAGCAACUUCAAUUUUCGUAAACCAUCAAACUCGAAUUAUUUCAACAUCUACAGUAUUUCAAUACUCAAUUACCGACCGUUUAAAUGGUGAUAUUGGAUUUAGAAACCAUCGGCCAUUGCGAAAAGCGCGUCACAAGCUAAUAACGCCGGUAUGCAUACGAGAAUGGCAAGGACCCCUCGCACAUCUGUUCAACGUUAUUGUGACGAAUGCAAUGAUUGUCGGCGUGAUCCUAGGAUUAAGAAAAUCUUCAAACCCAGCAGCAGAUAGCUAG
Molecule: messenger RNA, 428 nt
Organism: Paraglomus brasilianum
Lineage: Eukaryota; Fungi; Glomeromycota; Glomeromycetes; Paraglomerales; Paraglomeraceae
Source: the annotation of a GenBank genome assembly